UUCUGGCUCGAAGCCCCUCCGUAAACCCUGAGACAGGUCUCAGAGCCGACCGCACUGGCAGUUCGGCACCCCACAACAAUGUCAACAGAUCCCAAAGGGUUCGCAGACGCCUACGAUAUUCCUACGCCGCUCCGCAAGGGUAAGAAGAAGGUUGGAUGGAGAGAAGAUGGAUCGGGACAGGCAUCGGAGAGGUCAUCAGCAAACCUCUCAGCUGGCCCGGCCGGCAGAGCGGCUGUCUCUCCCAGCAGCGGCGACUUGCUCAUGAGCGCGGAUGCGCCUUCAUAUUUUGAACACUCACCUCUGGCAUCGCCAAUCCCGCGAGACACAUCCACUCCCCCCGGAGCCCCAGACGCCCAGGAAUUGAGACUUGCCUUAAACAAGGUGCUGCUGACUGAGGAGGAGAGACAACCGUUCCCUCAUCCGCAGACGUCACCGGCAGCCACACCGAACACUGGAGAAGCUUCUGCGGUCCCGAGAUUUCCCAGGCCUGCCCUUAGGCGCAACACCAGCUACAAUGCCCAGGAACAGGAGGAAGCAGACCAGGCGGAGAAGCAUGCCACGGAGCGGCAGCUUCGAUCCAUGACCGACGCACGGCAGCGCGCGAAUCUGUUGGCCGUGUCGGUUGGCGCGCUCUACUCGCAAUCUGCCCCGGGAUCGAGACGCAACUCCUUGGAGCGUGAACGGUCAUUCCAGCAAACGCUGCUCAACUCCCAUGCUAAAAACCACCUGUUCCACCCGCAUCACUCGCCGACGUCCGGACGAACAACUCCCGUGACAAUGCAGAACUACGUCCAGGACUACGUCCCCCGGCCCGUUUCGUAUCGUGGAGGAAUCCUCUCUUCGCUGCUCAAGCUUCAUAUGCGCGAUGAGAACGGCGCCAACCACAAUCCAAGUAGCAGCGGGUUUACCACUCCGACUACUGCGCCCUCGACUCCCAUGAUGUCGCCGAAUCCCUCGCCCCCGUCCUCGAGACGCCCCUCAACCGUCAGCACCGUCCGAUCGCGCUCCUCCAGCCGGCUGAGAGGCUACCACAAGUCUCACGGCUCCACCUCGUCGAUUGCCUUGUCCGAGCUGCUCAAGUCGUCGUCCAUGUUUGCUGCUCCGGGAUCCACGGAGAUCUCGGAUCGUCUGGUGGAGAAGAUGAAGAAGGCCAAGUCGGGAAGGCCAAAGAAGGACGACGUUCGAAUCAAGGUCCACAUUGCUGGCAUCAUCUCACGCCACAGGUACCUGCUGAAGCUAUGCCGCGCCCUCAUGAUGUAUGGCGCCCCGACCCACCGCCUCGAGGAGUACAUGGCGAUGUCGUCGCGAGUUCUCGAAAUCGAGGGCCAGUUUUUGUACAUACCAUCCUGCAUGAUCAUCAGCUUCGACGACAGCACGACACAUACGGCGGAAGUCAAGAUUGUCCGAGAACCCCAGGGGAUUGAUCUCGGCCGCUUGCGAGAUGUCCACAACGUCUACAAGGAUGUCGUCCACGAUAAGAUUGGCGUGGAGGAAGCGACUCGCCGCCUCGACGAGGUCAUGAAGCGAGGUCCCAAGUUCAAGACCUGGUUCCGUGUCUUCAUGUACGGCCUUGCUUCCGUUUGCGUUGCUCCUUUUGCCUUUGAGGGCCGCUUUAUCGACCUGCCCAUUGCAUUUAUCCUGGGCUGCCUGGUUGGCAUCCUUCAGCUGGUCCUCGCUCCUAGUAACCCGCUAUACUCCCACGUCUUUGAGGUUUCCGCUGCUCUCGUCACGACCUUUUUGGCUCGCGCCUUUGGAUCGAUUCAGGGCGGAAAGCUGUUCUGCUUUAGCGCUCUGGCCCAGAGCAGCAUUGCCCUAAUUCUGCCCGGUUACAUGGUCCUCUGUGGAUCCCUCGAACUCCAAAGCCACAACAUCGUUGCCGGCAGCGUCCGCAUGGUCCACGCGGUCAUCUACACCCUCUUCCUCGGCUACGGAAUCACUAUUGGAGCUUCCUUGUACGGCAUGCUGGACAGCAACGCGGCGAGUGCGACCCACUGCAACAACCCGCUCAGCGACAACCGCGGAUGGAAUUUCCUCUUCGUUCCAGGCUUCACGCUAUGCCUCUGCAUUAUCAAUCAAGCCAAGUGGAAGCAAACGCCGGUUAUGACCCUCAUGUCCAUUGCGGGCUUCUGCGUCAACAGCUACUCGAGCACCUUCUUUGAGAGCAACAGCCAGAUCUCCAACAUGCUGGGCGCCCUUACGAUUGGUCUCUUGGCCAAUCUGUACUCGAGACUUGGCCGACACGUGCAGAACGCCUGUCUGGACCUUGCCGAGUGGUGGCAGGCGCGCGUCCAGCCGAGGUUUUCUAAGAAGAAGCCGCCGAUGCCUCCGUUGCCCGACGUCGAGUCCAGCGCAGGACCUACCCCGGAAGAGCCAGAGCGAAAGCCCAGGAAAGUGGGCUACAGCCUUGCCGCCGCUGCCAUGCUCCCGGCCAUCUUCGUCCAAGUGCCCUCCGGUUUGGCAGCGAGCGGUUCGCUGCUGGCUGGCGUCAACUCGGCAAAUCUGCUCAACAACAACACGGCCCAUUCCUCCGACAACCAGGUCGAUGGCACCGCCUUUACUGUUUUGUUGAGCGUCAUUCAGGUGGCAAUCGGCAUCAGCGUCGGCCUGUUCAUGAGCGCCCUGAUUGUCUAUCCCGUGGGCAAGAGGAGGAGCGGAUUGUUCAGCUUCUGA
Molecule: messenger RNA, 2670 nt
Organism: Trichoderma citrinoviride
Lineage: Eukaryota; Fungi; Ascomycota; Sordariomycetes; Hypocreales; Hypocreaceae
Product: DUF1212-domain-containing protein
Exons: 2
Coding region: 79-2670 (863 amino acids)
Biological process (GO): transmembrane transport
Molecular function (GO): transmembrane transporter activity
Source: RefSeq, a predicted model, not a curated record